Funneliformis geosporum is the source of this 458-nucleotide messenger RNA. Lineage: Eukaryota; Fungi; Glomeromycota; Glomeromycetes; Glomerales; Glomeraceae. The record is from the annotation of a GenBank genome assembly.
AUUCCACUGAAAAUGAAACAGGUGACCUUUAUGUUGGUAAGGUAUUUAUAUCAUGGCAAGAAGUCACAAUAUUUCUCAAUGAUUUUUGUUUGCAAAGAGGAUUUGGAUACAGAAAAAUUCAGUCAAUGAAACAUGAUGUUACAGAGGAAGCUGCAAAAAGAACCUUUUUAUGUAAGCAUGCGGGCAUAAACAAACCAAACAAAACUGUACCUCUUAAUGAACAGCAUAAUAGAACUUCAUAUAAAGUGAAUUGCUCAUGGCGAGUCAAUAUCAGUAAAAAAGGUGAAGGAAUUUAUGUAUUAAUAGAAGAUAUGUUGGCCGAUAUACAGUUUUGGACACUUGAAGCUAUUGAUCUGGAAUGGGUUGUAGAAUAUCAAUUAGAUUCAAUAUCACGAUCUCUUACACAUAUUUUAUGGAUGGAACUACAACAAGUUGAAUUAUAUAUUCGAUAUGGUUCA